Molecule: messenger RNA, 1768 nt
Organism: Nothoprocta perdicaria
Lineage: Eukaryota; Metazoa; Chordata; Aves; Tinamiformes; Tinamidae
Product: rab GTPase-activating protein 1-like
Exons: 13
Source: RefSeq, a predicted model, not a curated record
CCGCUAGGGACCGCGGGUUGAUGUGGGAGGACAAGAAUGCAGACUUGAUAUGGAAGUCAAAACUUCAUUUAGCAAGGGCGACAGAGUUCCUGAAGCUGCAUCCAUGUUAAUUAAUGAAGAAUUUGUCCUGGUUCAUCAGCAGUCGGAGGACUCUUCUGGGAGAGAUGAAAAACCUCUGCUAAAGGUGUUUUCAAAUGGUGAUGAACAACUGGAGAAGGCAAUGGAGGAGAUCCUGAGGGAUUCUGAAAAAGAGCAGAACAGCUAUACUGCUGAGCAGGAAGGUUGCGCUGAUGUCUGCAGCCAGGCAGGUGGAGAUGUAUCAGCAAGUCACACAAAUCAGCUAUCCUUGAACCUUGUUUUAGACCCUUCUACUUCAGGUACUGAAAUCUCUACACCAAGACCCUGUUCCCCCAUUGAACCCCUGGAAGAGGACAGCGUAUUGUUUAAUAAACUGACUUAUUUAGGUUGCAUGAAGGUGUCUGCCCCUCGAAAUGAACCAGAAGCGUUGCGUGCAAUGGCAGCUAUGAAGUCCUCAAGUCAAGCCCCAUUAUCUGUGACCCUUUAUGUUCCAAAUGUUCCUGAAGGCUCUGUAAGGAUAAUAGACCAAUCAAGCAACGUAGAGAAAGCCUCUUUUCCAAUCUACAAAGUGUUGUUUUGUGUACGUGGACAAAACGGGAGUUCAGAGAGUGACUGUUUUGCAUUUACUGAAAGCAGCUGUGGAACAGAAGAGUUCCAGAUUCAUGUUUUCUCCUGUGAGAUUAAAGAGGCGGUCAGCAGGAUUUUAUAUAGUUUCUCAACAGCAUUCAAACGUUCUUCCAAACAAGCAUCUGAUAAUGUUAAGGACUUUGUUCUUCCUACUCCAGAUAGUGAUGUGUACACUUUCAGUGUUUCCUUAGAAGUCAAAGAAGAUGAUGGAAAAGGAAAUUUUAGCCCUGUGCCAAAGGAUAGAGAGAAAUUUUAUUUCAAACUUAAACAGGGAAUUGAGAAGAAAGUGGUGAUUACAGUCCAACAACUCUCCAAUAAAGAACUGGCCAUUGAGAGAUGCUUUGGUAUGCUGCUAAGUCCUGGACGAAAUGUAAAGAACAGUGAUAUGUAUUUAUUGGACAUGGAAUCCAUGGGAAAGAGUUCUGAUGGGAAGGCUUAUGUGAUUACUGGAAUGUGGAAUCCUAACAUGCCAACGUUUGUAGUACUUAAUGAGGAAACUCCUAAAGAUAAACGUGUAUUCAUGACUGUUGCAGUGGAUAUGGUUGUCACCGAAGUGGUAGAGCCUGUCCGUUUCUUGCUGGAGACUCUUGUGCGUGUGUAUCCUGCUAAUGAACGUUUCUGGUAUUUCAGCAGAAAAACCUUCACAGAAACUUUUUACAUGAAGCUAAAACAGUCUGAAGGGAAAAGCCACACAAGUGCUGGAGAUGCGAUUUAUGAAGUUGUCAGUCUACAAAGAGAGUCUGCCAGAGAUGAAGAACUGGCCAGCCCAACAAGUGGAGGAGGACCAAUGUCAUCCCUGGAGGAUGAGGCAGAAGAGGAGAGUGAUAAUGAGCUCUCCAGUGGCACUGGUGAUGUGUCAAAGGAUUGUCCAGAGAAGAUCCUGUAUUCCUGGGGAGAAUUACUGUGCAGAUGGUAUAACAACCUUCUUGCAAGACCGAAGGGGCUGUCUACGCUGGUCAAGAGCGGUGUCCCGGAGGCGCUGAGGGCCGAAGUUUGGCAGUUGCUGGCAGGAUGCCAUGACAACCAGGCAAUGCUGGAUAAAUACAGACUUCUCAUCACAAUG